Taeniopygia guttata (zebra finch) is the source of this 6226-nucleotide messenger RNA. It is a transcript of the gene MYMK, whose product is annotated as myomaker, myoblast fusion factor. Gene Ontology annotation, cellular component: membrane. Lineage: Eukaryota; Metazoa; Chordata; Aves; Passeriformes; Estrildidae. The record is from RefSeq and is a predicted model, not a curated record.
CAACUGAUUGGUUUUCUUCCUUUUUCAUCCUGACUGCAGAAGUGAUGCUUUUGUUUGACACUUCUGCAGUUACUUCCAGGCCAGACUGGUGUGGCAGGGCAGAUUAAAGCUGUCCCCUGAGCGUGUGAGGUCCCUGCAUGACCAGAACUUCACCAAGGGGAUCAAAACCCCCCAAAAAACCCCUGGCAGCCAAGAGCUGCAGCUGUGGCCCACCAGUGGGUAAGUAAAACAAGCAAGAGGAGACCAAAAGAAGUGCUCUUCAGAGGCAGAAGUGUUCUUUAGUCCCUUGCAGAGUGACCUGCGGGGCAGUGUUGGGCAAGGCAGCUCAUCCCACGCUCUGGGGAUGGGGCUGAUUUAUGUCAUGUUGGCGUGAGGGUUUGCAAAAUGUUGAGUCAAACUGAACCAGCCAAAGCCACCAAGCUGCUCUCACCAUCAGAUUCCUGUGAAAAAUCUCUCUGGGCAAUUUGAAAGCCACAAGCGACCGCAGUGACCCCAGGUACGGUCGUGGCUGUAGAGUUUCAGUGGUUUGAAGAGUUUCUUUCUUCUGUGCAGACUUCAAUCUUACCUGUCCCCAAGGGUUGCACGUUCCUGCAAGAACCUGGAGGAGCUUCCAGGCGAGUCAAGCUCGGUUAGAAAUUUUAGCUAUUCAAAGAUUGAAGGCAAAAAAGUACAAAGGCUUUUCUUUGAAUGGAAUGAGUCUGACAUGGAAGUUGAGCUGUAUUGUGCUGAGGGCCAUCAGCUAUGCAGCCCUGCCAACCACAGGCAUUCAAAAUCCGUGAGUCAGACUCCCCAAAAACCCCAAGACUGGUUUCAUUCCCUUUUUGGAUUUUGAGCCUCGAAGCAUCACAGCUUCAAGCGUUUCUCUGCAGAAAAUGACAUUUUUUUGACCAACGGGGUGAGAGCUGAGACCCUCAGCGUCGUUACUGGGCUCCAGGAGUUAUGACUGUAAAAAAAACCUAUUAAACACCAUGAAAUGAGCAAUAAACCCCUGCACUGCCUCCAUGAAUUUGGCAGUGGGGGGCCACCCCAGGACAUCCCAAAGGUAGGAGCAAUGGAAAACUGGUGACAAGAAAUCAGAUGUCCUUGUCAUUAAUGGUGACACGUUUGUCAUGGGCCAUGACAGGGCUGAGAGGAAAAGGAAGAGUGAAAAAACCCUAAGGAAAACAGCAGGAAUACCUGUGAGCAAAAUGCAUAAUAGGUUUAUUCAACAGGGAGACAGGAAGGGGGAUUUUUUUUUUUUCAGGGUAAGCAUUCAGUUAAAGCUGCCUCAAAUGGGGCCAGACCUCAGGGAGAAUGGGUAUUUUAAGUGGCAAUUUAUUCCACUAAUAAAACGAGGAGGACGCAGGUGCUUUGGCAGGGCUGGGCUGGGUGAUCAGAGCUGGGGUGGCCGAGCAGGGCUCUGGCACAGCUGGUGGCUCUGCCUUUAUGGGGCUCCUUUCCCUGGUGCCAGGGCUGUGUCUGGGCUCCAGCUGGCCAGAAAGUGUUCCCCACAUCAGGAUCUCACCUCCAGCCCUGAUCAGAGGCCACAGUGGGUGGGAAGAGGUGUUUUAUCCAGGUGCUGCUGCCAUCCCUUCUCCAGCUUGGCAGGAAAGGGCUCAUGCCCGUGGGCUGCUCCGCUCCUGCACCAGGUGCUUCCAUACCAGGAGGAUUCUUGAGCAAAAAAAGGCAGAAAAUCUUCACAAACUGGACGGUGCCAUGCUGGUCACAUUGCUCAGGGCUCCUCAGGGCUCUGCCACAUCAACCUGCUGAGACCAGGCCACCAUCCAGCUUCUCACCCUCAGAGUGCACCAGCUGAAGGGUUGUGGGGUUGAAAAAUUAAACUCUGAAGUAAUGGGAGUGGUAAAAAAAAACACUUUGUAGCAUCACAGUCCUUCAAACUGCAGCCCCAGGUAGAGCUGCAGCUUCACUCUUUGGUUUUGGGUUAUUAUCCCCAGUAUUUCCAGCCUGGCAGUGACUGGUGACACUCAACAGAGCAGAUUUCAAUUCUGACCCAGUCUAUACCACAGGCAGAUGAAAGAUCAUCCCAUACUUACUCCAAGGAGAAAAUCCUCUCCUCAAUGCUCUCAGCUGGCACAGCCCCCUCAGCCCCUGUUCCAACAUCCACUGCUUUCAAACCAUCACCCUCAGAUUAAAAAUAAAACAAAACUCUCUGUGUCUCCUUCCUCCACUGCACCGUCUGAGCUGAAAGGGUAGAAGUGCUUGCAGAAAGCCAUGGUUAAUGUUACCCUGGAAGGAUCCAGGACAGCAUACCAGAACCUGGGUUUGGCAUCUGGGAGCCACUUUUCAGCCAUAUAUAUCACCGUUCCUGCAUGCACGCCGAUCCACACAAAAUUAGCCCUGUGGAAUGCAGAUUUUAAAAUUCCCUUUCCAGCAGCACUUAAACUCAGGAGCUAAAAUUUGCUCUUUCUCCAUUUCCUACCUGUUUAGGAAAGAAGGAACAAAGUGCUGGCCCUUUGUUUUUUGGGUUCCUUCCCGGGAAGGUUUGCCCAACCCACGUCUGCACCGCGGUGUUCGCAGUGAACAAAGACCUUUUAAAGCAGCAGCAGCUCCUGCCAGGAGCUCACCACCUGCCUGCCCCUCUCCUCCCCAUUUAUUUUGGGGGCUCUUUUUCAAUAAUAGCUGAAACACGUGUGCAACCUGAUGGGAGGUUUUUUUUCCCCCUCCAUGCCUACAGAGCUGGCUGCAACCCAACCACCAGCCCAGGGUGUGCAGCUGGGAGAGAAACAAAAAAAAAAAUAGAAUAAAACCCCAACAACCUGUGGAAUGUUUUCUUGCUCCUGAGAGCUCAAACACUUCCCUGCCAUGGCUGGCACUUGCUGCAUCCAGCAGCCAACGGGGUUUCCUUUCCAGCAGAAGCCAGCUGGAUUUUGGGCAAAGGCUGGGGGUGAGGGGGAUGUGUUUAACAACUGCCUGAUGGCAAUUUUCACCUGAUGCCAUUUGCCUUGUGCACAACCAGCACCUUUGCAGGUCCUUGUUGCACGACUGCCGUGUCCCCACAAGCGGUGUGGGGGCUGCUUUGUGCCCAGACAUGGAGGUUUGCCCUCAGCAGCAGGUUUGGAGCUGUGCUUUCGCCUCUCUCACAUCUGUCUCACGGCCACAAAAGCAGGGCAGAUGAUGUUCUCAUAGCCAGGAAUCCAGAGCGGUUUGUGCAACCUCUUCACCCCAAAUCUGCUCAAAACCCCUCUGAGAACAAGCCCUGCUGUGCCCCAGGGCACCGUCCUCGGUCCAAGCAGAUCAUGAACACAGAAUCAUGGAUUCAUCUGAGGAUAUGGCCCAAAAAAGGAACAGAGUAUUUUGGGCUGUGCUGGGUCUCUGCUUUCAGCUCAGGGCUGGACACCUAGGGAGCAUCAGGGUAUUUAUGUGCUGGCUUGGAGGGAUUCAUUUUCACAGUAAAUAGGGACACCAGGGUUUUUCAAUAUUUAUUGGUCAAGAUUCAGCUUUGCAGAGCUUUGUGGUAAGUUUAUAGCCUGCCCAGGCAGGAGGGCGGCUGGAGAUGUGGUGUGGGCAGCAUCCCGCGGAGGGAUGAUGCCUGCAGCCAGCCAGGGAAUGUGGAUGGUUCCUGCAGUAUCAGCUAAAAACGGGAGCCCUACCCAGCUCAUCUGAGGGGGGGUAAGCUCAUCUGUGCCCGGGGGAAAGCUCUCGGCACAGAGUCAAGGCUUUAAUGCUCUGUGCCAUUCCCUGCACACACACACACACACACACAGACCCCUCACUCCCCCUCCAGAGCUCUUUCCAACGUCCUGGAAUGGUUUAAAGAGAAUUUUUUUUUUUUUUAAUCCAUGCGUGCCUGUCUUUCCUCCAGACCCCCUCCCGGGGGACAGGCCAGCCUGUCCUAUCAGCCCUAGAGCUGGUGGCUCCUAUCAGAGCUCCCGGCCUCCUCCCCAAAACCGCAGCCACAAAGGCGCUUGCUCAAGAGCAGCAUUCCUGCUCCCCGUGUCCCGGGAACAGCUGUGCCGAAAGGAUGCCGAGAAUCCCUGCGAGGCUCCAAGGAAAAGAUAUUAACGCAGGGGGGGAGCAGGAGCGAUAUAAUAAAAAGUCAUAAUAAAAGAGAGAACCACUGAGUGGAUUAGCAGCCCAAACGCCGCUUGGCUUUUUGGUUUCCUUUCCUCCAGAUUUUCAGCGCCGCGCGACAAUCCGUUCGAAUUCCUCCAGCCCGGAGACUCUCGGCUCCUGAAUUUCAGACAGAACUCCUGGAGGUGGCCAGGCUGCAAAGGCUGAGGAAAUGGAGCUGCUCUGAACCCCACGGAGGGCACGCAGGCACCGGCAGCAGGAGUUGGGUGCUGUGGCACUCCAGCUCCCCCAUGUCUGCACCCACCCCAGCUAUGCCCCCCUGGGGAAAUAAAAAGCAGGUUUGGAGCUUGGUGUGUGUUUCUCAAGUGCACAAAGGUCGUAGGAUACAUCCCACUGUUUUAAAAAUCCCUAGUGCCUGCUGCUUACCAGUUCUUCCUUUGUGGAAGUGCAGAGAGAGAAUAACAAAAUGAUGCAAGGGACCCAGAGGGAUCACCGAGUUCAGCUCCUGCCCUGCACAGGACAAUCCCAGGUGCUAUUCCUGGCCACCAGAGAGGACAGAUCAGUGCCUGCCCCUCCACUUUGUGAGGAAAGAAGAUGGAUUUUCCCUGCUCCAGCAGCACUGACCAGGCUUGGCACAGGGACAGCAGGGUGUAUGGUUGGGAUGUCCCUAUGAGGAGCGAGCAACCCAAACUCCUCACCCACCAUGUACCCAAACCCAGCACGCAGCACAAGGCGUGUGAGGACAACAUUCCCUUUCACUCCUUUAGAAACACCCAGGAUGGUUUUGGGGGCACGGAGCAUCUGCUGCCCGGAGCCACCGGCUGUGUCAGGAAUUCGGGAUGAGACGGCAGCGAGGGUGGCGGCUGUGGCCGUGGCAGCUGUUCCCUGCCACACAGGGCAUUUAAACUUUAAAGCACACUCCCCUCUCCUUUCUCCACCAUUCCUGCCCAGCUCACAGACACCCAGCUCCCAGGAGCUGCUGGCCCACAAGGCACCCAUGGGCUCGCUGGUGGCCAAGCUCCUUCUGCCCACCCUCAGCUCCUUGGUCUUCCUCCCCACCAUCAGCAUCGCGGCCAAGCGGCGUUUCCACAUGGAAGCCAUGGUUUACUUCUUCACCAUGUUCUUCGUGGCGUUUUACCACCUUUGUGACGGCCCCGGGUUAUCAGUGCUGUGCUUUAUGCGCUACGACAUCCUGGAGUACUUCAGCAUCUACGGAACAGCCCUGUCCAUCUGGGUGUCCCUGAUGGCCCUGGCAGAGUUUGACGAACCCAAGAGGUCGACCUUCAUCAUGUUUGGCGUCCUCACCAUCGCCGUGAGGAUCUACCACGACCGCUGGGGCUACGGCGUCUACUCGGGCCCCAUCGGGACGGCCGUGCUGGUGAUCACGGUCAGAUGGCUGCAGAAGAUGAAGGAGAAGAAAGGGCUCUAUCCUGACAAGAGUGUCUACACCCAACAGAUUGGUCCUGGCUUCUGUUUCGGGGCGCUGGCACUGAUGCUGAGGUUCUUCUUUGAGGAGUGGGAUUACACCUACGUGCACAGCUUCUACCACUGUGCCUUGGCCAUGGCCCUCGUGCUGCUGCUGCCCAAGGAGAACAAGAAGGCUGGGAAUGCCGGGACCCCCGCCAGGCUGGACUGCUCCACGCUCUGCUGCUGCGUCUGAGCCCCCGGGCACGACGGGCACGCGUGUUCCUGCCCCUGCGUGAUGGAGGGCUGCAGCCAAAAGGAAAAUGCCUGCCUGCUGGGUUUUCCUCUGGCAUCUUUUCCCACCAGCUCCGUGCCCACUCUGGGAUUUUCUGCCCUGGGAAGUCUCCUGAGUAACCUGGUCUGGUGGACCAUGGCAGGGGGAUUGAAACAAGAAGGGCUUUAAGGUCCCUUCCAAACCACGCUGGGAUUCACCUCUCCACCAUCAGCCCUAGCAAAGCUUGCACUUCCAGUUUGACACAUAUCCAUAUUCUCCCUGGAGGAGCACUCAGCUGGGCUGUGGCCUGUCCCCUGCCCCAGGAGACCCCUGCCCUCCCAGGCCAUGUCACCUUCUCCUGGGCUGUCCCGUGCUCUGACCUGGCAGGACCCAAGCUGUCCCCUCCGUGCUGGUUUGCUCAGCCCGUGCACACAAAGCUUCGUUUGCAACACCCAGUUAACAGAACAUGUAUUUUUUGUGAGAUAUUAACUAUUUUAUUUAUGCAUUCUCUUGAUGUAAAUAAUACAUACUAACAAA